Messenger RNA from Chinchilla lanigera (long-tailed chinchilla), 3067 nucleotides. It is a transcript of the gene Fpgt, whose product is annotated as fucose-1-phosphate guanylyltransferase. The coding region runs from base 74 to 1870 and encodes 598 amino acids. The transcript is spliced from 4 exons. Gene Ontology annotation, molecular function: transferase activity, transferring phosphorus-containing groups. Lineage: Eukaryota; Metazoa; Chordata; Mammalia; Rodentia; Chinchillidae. The record is from RefSeq and is a predicted model, not a curated record.
AUUUGUCGGGUCCUGGCUCUAGAGAGCCCUACACGCAUGCGUGCUGCGAGACCCGGACCCGGAAGCGGAUACUAUGGCGGCCGCUAGGGUCCCGUUCAAUGUGUCUCUGCGGGAAGCCACCCAAAGAAAAUUGCAGAAGUUUUCAGAACUGAGAGGCAAACCUGUGGGAGCUGGAGAAUUCUGGGACAUAGUUGUACUAACAGCUGCUGAUGAAAAGCAGGAACUUGCUUAUAAGCAGCAGCUGUCAGAAAAGCUGAAGAGAAAGGAAUUACCCCUUGGAGUUCAAUAUCAUGUUUUUGUUGAUCCUGCUGGAUCCAAAAUUGGAAAUGGAGGAUCAACCCUGUGUGCUCUUCGAUGUUUGGAAAAGCUAUAUGAAGAUAAAUGGAAUUCUUUCACUAUACUAUUAAUUCACUCUGGUGGCUACAGUCAACGCCUUCCAAACGCAAGUGCUCUGGGGAAAAUUUUCACUGCUUUACCAUUUGGUAACCCCAUUUAUCAGAUGUUGGAAUUAAAACUAGCCAUGUACAUUGAUUUCCCCUCACAUAUGAAUCCUGGCAUUGUGGUCACUUGUGCAGAUGAUAUUGAACUGUAUAAUAUUGGAAAAUUUGAGUAUAUUAGAUUUGACAAACCUGGCUUCACUGCAUUAGCUCAUCCUUCUAGUUUGGCUGUAGGUACCACACAUGGAGUAUUUGUCUUAGAUCCUUUUCAUGAUUUAAAGCACAGAGAUCUUGAAUAUAGGUGUUGCCACCGUUUCCUUCAUAAGCCCAGCAUAGAAGAGAUGCAUCAACUUAAUGCUGUGUGUAGACCUGGAAAUUUUUGUCCACAAGACUUUGCAAGGGGAGAUGCUGUCUGUCUUCACUUAGACUCUGAGUAUGUCUAUACCGAUAGCCUAUUUUACAUGGAUCAUAACUCUGCAAAAAAGUUAAUUGCUUUUUAUGAAGAAAUGGGCACACUGAACUGUGAAAUAGAUGCGUAUGGUGACUUUCUUCAGGCUUUGGGACCUGGAGCAACUGUGGAGUACACCAGAAAUAUGUCAAAUGUCACUAAAGAAGAAUCCAAGUUGAUAGAUGUAAGGCAGAGAAUAUUUCAUCUUCUUAAAGGAACAUCACUAAAUGUUGUUGUUCUUAAUAACUCUAAGUUUUAUCACAUCGGAACAACUGAAGAAUAUUUGUUCCAUUUUACUUCAGAUAGCAGUUUAAAGCUAGAGCUUGGUUUGCAAUCAGUAGCUUUUAGUAUCCUUUCAUAUAUUCCAGAAUGUUCUGGCAAGACAUCCUGUAUCAUUCACAGUAUACUGGAUUCAGGGUGCUCCGUGGCACCUGGCUCGGUUGUAGAAUAUUCCAGACUGGGGCCGGAUGUGUGUAUUGGAGAAAACUGCAUUAUUAGCAGUUCUUCUGUCAUUUCCAGUGUUGUGCCUGCAUAUUCUUUUCUGUAUUCCGUCAGCUUGAGGAAAAAUGAACACGUGAAGUAUUCAACUAUGGCAUUUGGAGUGCAAGACAACUUGAAAAGCAACGUUAAGACAUUAUUAGAUAUAAAGUUCCUUCAGUUCUUUGGAAUCAGUUUUCUGUCAUGUCUAGAGAUUUGGAAUCUUAAAGUUACAGAGGAGCUGUUUUCAGGAAGCAAGGCACAAUUCAGUUUGUGGACUGCUCGCAUUUUCCCAGUUUGUUCUUCUGUGAGUGAAUCAGUUACAGCGUCCCUGAAGAUGUUAAAUGCUGUGAAGAGCAAUUCACCCUUCAAUCUGAGUAGCUAUCAGCUGAUAUCUAUUGAAGAAAUGCUCCUCUGCAAAGAUGUAGAAGACAUGAUUGCUUACAGGGAGAAAAUUUUUCUGGAAAUUAGUUUAAUUAAAAAUAAACCUCACUUAGAGGUAUCUUAAAUAUUGUAUAUAUUGAAGAUAAUCUUAAAUAUGUAUUAUAUAUAUUUGCAAGAUUCCAAAAACAGCAUUUUCUGUAAAUCUCUUUUGUUUCAGUAAAGCAAAUUAAUGACAGUGCUAAUGUAAUUACUGCAGCAUAAUAUUAAUAACAAAAAUACAAAUAAACUACCUUUGAUGGAAGAUUAUUACAAGACAAAGUUCGGAAAAGGGGUACUGAUAGAUUUUUCCACUAUUUUAAUUUUUAAUAAGGAUGGAUUUGUGGAGCACUGUUUUGUUCAUCUAAUAAAUAUUUGACUAAUUUUCACAGUGUACUAUUUUUACAUACUAACAAAAAUGGCAUAUCUCAGGGUCUUGCAAGUGCUCUAGAACACUGCAAGAAUACUCUUUCAGAAAAAAAUUCAUAGCUAACAAAUCAGAUUAAACUAAUGCCCAAUAUAUUUUCAUUUUUGUGGUUUAGUAGAUAAAAGAGCACUAAACUUGCUAAGUAUUUGCAUCUUUUUUUUUUGAUCCAGUAUAUAUAUUCUAUCUAUGCCCUUUAAUAUGUUCAUGUAUCAUCAAUUUUCUCUAAUCAUGUAAUUUCACUGUGGACAUUACUUUUAUCCUCUCAAUAAUCCUUUUAAUAGAAUUAAGUUGCCAGGUAGACUGAUUUUACUUUCCCUUUCUUAUUUUCUGUCCACGUACUAAUGGUGAUGAUGAGAAGUUAGAAUUUUCCAAAAGAUAGCCAGCAGGAGGGAGAGAGAAUAGGAAAACCCAGAUAAUACACAGAUGAUAAACAACGUCAAGGUAAUAAAAACUGGCUGUAAUCCCACACUAUGUGUUCCUGUCUUGGUAUACAUAUGAUUGAAAUGUCUUCAUAUCAAAGUCUAACAGACAAACUUUGUCAGAGUUUUGUAUUUUACAAUGACAAAUCGGAAUAAGAAUUGAUCUUUGCCACUUUUAUUUAUAAGUGUCAAUAUAAAAAUUGGUAAAUUAAAAAUGACUUGUCUGAAAUCCUCAGUUAUUUACAGAUAUAUAUAUAUACAUAUUUCAAAGUUCUUUGAAAGGAUAAAAUAAAAUAUAUAGUAGCUAUUUUUAGAACAUUUGCAGGAUAUGUUAAAUAAAACUAAUUUUACCUGAAGUGCUAUUAGUUUAAAAAUCACUAUUUUAUGUUCUACAAGAGAAAAGGUACUAUCAAUAAAGUAUGACAAUGCUUUCUUGUUA